Molecule: messenger RNA, 4139 nt
Organism: Xiphophorus hellerii (green swordtail)
Lineage: Eukaryota; Metazoa; Chordata; Actinopteri; Cyprinodontiformes; Poeciliidae
Gene: kcnq4
Product: potassium voltage-gated channel subfamily Q member 4
Exons: 14
Coding region: 1283-3331 (682 amino acids)
Biological process (GO): potassium ion transmembrane transport
Cellular component (GO): voltage-gated potassium channel complex; membrane
Molecular function (GO): voltage-gated potassium channel activity
Source: RefSeq, a predicted model, not a curated record
UUUCUAUCAUUAUUCUCUAUGAGCAGACGGCAUCAUUAGCAAUGACUGCGUGUGGUUUAACAUGUUUGUGCAUGGUGUCACCGACACCUCUGGAUAACUGUCAAGUGUUCAUUAGCUGUAAUUAGGAAAACUGACAGAAAUAAACAUUUAAUAUAUGGAACUCUGUGUGUGUGCAAUUAAUGUAUAUUAUAUAUUGAUUCUUUUUUAUUUUAACGGAACACAUUUUCCAUUCCAUUGGGAUGCUUUUGUGUUUUGUACGAUCAGAUUAAAAAAAAUCCUGCUAAAUCGGAGGCUUAUGUGCAUUGUUGUCGUCCAACUUUUAAGAUGAACUGAUCCUGGAUCAGUUCAAGCAACGCUUACAGCUUUUGUUCAACACAACAAACAAACUGAUCCUGGAUCAGUUCAUCUUCCAGGAAAUCUUCCUAAACCAUGGGUUUGUUAGCGCUGUCUCAUUCGUCCCGCUGCUCUCCAUCCCGGCGCUCCGACUUCUCCGCCUCUUCAGUUUCUCCCCACACAGCAGGUCACCUCAGAGAGACCAGCUUCUCUCACCAGGCAUUCAGACAUAUCUUUCGGCUUCCUGAACCUCUCUUUGGAGUUGUUUUUUUUGUUGUUGUUGUUGUUGAUUUUGUUUCUCAGAUGCAGUUUCUGGUCAUCACUCUGAUGUGUCUGACUCCUGCGCGCUCCACCCCGCCUGCCGGAGCGGAGGAGCGCUGGACCGGAGGGGCGCACCAGGAGGAGAGCUGAUGUGGCGCGGCAACAUAGAAACAGCUAAGAGUAACUCAAUUACAGCAGACUUUAUUCACGGAAAUGACCGUAGACGACGUGGAGCAAGUGCACCGCUGUCACUCUCGCUUGUUGUGUUGAACAAAAGCUGUAAAGCGUUGCUUGACUCGACUGUUUGCGCGCUGCUUUCAAAGUGAUGCCAGGUCGUUUUGCAGCGUUACUGGAGUUAAUGCAUGUGUGAUUACCUCUCCGCACCCCGCUGAUCAACCUCUUACACCUGACUCUUGAGCAAUGGUCACUGAGGGUCACGUUUCAGCGCGACGCACUUAUCAAACUAUUGCGCUUUCUGGCUUUUACGACCGUGUCUUGAUUUACAGAUAACUUUUGAAGCUUGGCCAAGCUACCGAGACCGUAAAAAACGAACCCGAAGGCAUGGUUUCAUCCUGCACGGCGAGGCUUGCGGGACUUUACAAGUUGUAGUCCACUUUGAGGCAGAGAUCCAGAGCAUGAUCCAGUGAGAGGUGGCAGGAGAAACAGUCGUGACAGGGGGGGGAAAAAAAUGCUCGGAAGUCCAUCCAACAACGGCGGCCUCAGAAUGCUCGCUCCCCCGGCCCCGAACGACGACAGGCGGGUAGACUUCGUGGCGCUCACCGCCGUCCAGACCGAGCGGAGCGAGCCGUCCACCCCGGAGCGCGGACACCCGUCUCACCGCACGGGGCUCCUGGGCACCCCGCUGCCCGGACCGCCCGGACCCCGAGCCAACGCAUCCGCUUCAAGUAAGCGCUUCAGAAAGUUGCAAAACUGCCUUUACAACGUUCUGGAGAGACCGAGAGGUUGGGCGUUCAUCUAUCAUGCAUUCAUUUUCCUGCUGGUGUUCAGCUGCUUGGUGUUGUCUGUGUUUUCGACCAUUCCUGAGUACCAAAAGAUGGCCAAUCAAGGCCUCUUCAUCCUGGAGUUUGUAAUGAUCGUGGUGUUCGGCUUGGAGUACUUCAUCAGGAUCUGGGCAGCUGGAUGUUGUUGCAGAUACCGGGGAUGGCAGGGACGCCUGAGGUUUGCCAGGAAGCCCUUCUGUGUCAUAGAUUUCAUCGUGUUUAUCGCAUCGCUAGCGGUGAUCGCCGCAGGGACGCAGGGCAACAUCUUCGCCACGUCAGCCCUGCGCAGCAUGCGUUUCCUGCAGAUCCUGCGCAUGGUUCGCAUGGACCGACGCGGAGGCACCUGGAAACUACUUGGCUCCGUGGUUUAUGCUCACAGCAAGGAGCUGAUUACAGCCUGGUACAUCGGUUUCCUGGUGCUCAUCUUUGCCUCCUUCCUGGUCUACCUGGCUGAGAAAGACAUCAACUCAGAUUUUGGCACCUAUGCAGACUCCCUCUGGUGGGGGACUAUAACUUUGACCACCAUUGGCUAUGGGGACAAGACGCCUCGUACGUGGCAGGGACGACUUCUGGCGGCUGGCUUUGCCCUCCUGGGUGUCUCUUUUUUCGCCCUGCCUGCUGGAAUCUUGGGUUCAGGCUUUGCCUUGAAGGUUCAGGAGCAGCACCGGCAGAAGCACUUUGAGAAGAGGAGGAUGCCUGCUGCAAAUCUCAUACAGGCUGCAUGGCGUCUCUAUUCUACAGAUGCCAAACACUCGUAUCUAACAGCAACAUGGUAUUUCUACGACAGCAUGUUGCCUUCGUUCAGAGAACUGACGCUACUGUUCAGUCACCUCCAGCGACAACGUAACACCAAGAAGGUUCUGCAGAACUCCUACAACACGCUGCUGUCUGGGCUCCGGCCCUACAGCUCCCCCUAUCUGUCGAGGGACAGCAGUAAAAUGGGCUUCCGGGAUCGGAUCCGGAUGAACAACUCCCGUUCAUCCCAAACCAUCCGGAACAAGGCUUCACCGCUGCCGCCCGGCUCCGGCGUCCGGCGCUCCCCGAGCCAGGAGAACGUCCCUGAAGCCACCAGCCCUGGAAAGGUCCAAAAGAGCUGGAGCUUUAACGACCGCACGCGCUUCCGCACCUCCCUUCGCCUCAAGCCACGCCCACCUGUUGAUGUGGAGGGGGUUGGAGAGGAAAGCGUGGAAGACAAGUCAUAUUGCGAUGUGGCCAUGGAGGAGGUGAUUCCAGCUGUGAAGACGCUUAUACGAGCUGUAAGGAUUCUGAAGUUUCUAGUGGCGAAGAGGAAGUUUAAGGAGAUGCUGCGUCCAUAUGACGUGAAAGACGUCAUAGAGCAGUACUCUGCAGGACACCUGGACAUGCUGGGCCGCAUCAAGAGCUUGCAGAUGAGGGUGGAUCAGAUAAUUGGGCGAGGAGGUGUUCAGCCUGAUAAAAAACUGCGACCCGAAAAAGGAGAGAAGACGCCUCCAGAACUGGACUCCCUGGACGAGCUCAGCAUGAUGGGCCGUGUGGUCAAAGUGGAGAAACAGGUACAGUCUAUAGAAAACAAGUUGGACCUCAUGCUCAACUUCUACUCGCAGUGCUUGAAGAAAGGCUCCUCCCACGUCACGCUGUCCUCCCUCCUAGACCCCGACUUGACGUCUGACUACCACAGCCCCACGGACCAAAGAGACCUCUUCCCGUCCGCUAACACACUGAACAUCUCCCAGUCUGACAGCGGGAACUUGGAAUGACAAUGGGACAUAGACACUAACCCUUUACAAUAUGUCCUCCUUACACUGAGUCCUCUCUCUGAGCAGCCCAGCGUACCAAACUUCCCCUUUAAUUCAGAUCUGGUAUGAUUGCCCCUCCCAUCUCAAGUCUCCAUCCUCAGCCCUUUAUCCUGGAGUGAAUGUUUCUGGAGCUGGUCAGACAUUGGCCAGUAGGUGGCUCCAGCUGACGAGGAGCCUCAGCCAAAGCUGCUUACCGCACACGCCUGUCAACUCACUGGAUGAGGAAAGUACUUGACUACUGAAGCAAUCUCACCCACUCACAUCGUGCUGUAUAUCUAAACCUAUUUUAAAACUUUAAUUGUAGACAGACUGUGGAAGGACGUUUUGCAGAUAUCCGGAGGAAUCGUCUCUUUCCUCUUUAUUGUCUGGUUUUAUUUUCCCUUGGGCACUUCAAUCGACUGAAAGUCGUUUAGGAGCGUUCCCAUUCCGACAUUAGGGUGACAACACAGUUUUUCAUGCUGUGAUGAAUGUAGCUGUUCCUUUGUUCAAGAGAAACUGCAAUCCAAGAACAAGAGCGAUUGACACCUGAAGGAAAAACACAGUUGGACCUGGAUCAGCUGCACCGGCACAAGGUCCCACCCAGCAAGGGAAAUUCUGUUUUCCAGAUCAGACGUUAAUCACCCAAACGUUUCGCAUGAGAACAGAGUGGAAAUAAUGUGCUUGAUUGACUGUGGAUUUGGACUGUACCUUAGUGUAAAUUGUUGUUUGUUUUCACUUGUAUAUCCUCUUUAGGAAGUCUGGUCUCUGACAAGCCCAACAGCAAAAAAAA